UGUCAAAAUGCCGGGGUCGAUUUGACACUCAGUGUUUCAUUUCUUUAAUGUUUUAAGUUUAACGUUACUGGCAUUAUGAUAAGCAUGGACCAAGCCCCGGGUGUGAUCCCUCUUACCCCAGAGGCUGACAAAAGACAAAGAUUAUUGCGUGCCGUUAAGAAAGAGGUAAAACAAAUUAUGGAAGAAGCCGUAACACGUAAAUUUGUUCAUGAAGAAAGCAGUAGUAUUACAACAUUAUGUGGAGCUGUUGAAGCAUGUCUUCUAGAUGGUCUGAAGAAAAGAGCUUUGGGAUUAUUUAAAAACAGUACAACAGUAGCUCUAUUCCAGAAAUGUGCCAAACAUUGCACAUCCGCCGCCACUGUGGCAAAGCUUGUGGUGGAAGCUGAAUCAAAUAACGACUCAAUAACUAGUAUCAAAAAAUCCUUAGAUAACAACAAAAAUCAGACAAAGAAAAAUCAAACAUACAAUCCGAAAUAUUUAUGGCUUCGUCUGGCCAUUUUCGAGAAACAGUUAGCAAAAAUACUGGAUUAUUUAGUUCAAAAUAACAGUCGAUAUUAUGAAGCAGAAGCAUUGAUAUCUGAUCCAGUUGACGGACCUAUAUUUGCAUCUUUAUUAAUGGGACCAUGUGCUCUAGAUUAUACCAAAAUGAAGACAUCUGAUCAUUUUUGGACAGAUCCACCAGCAGACGAACUAGUUCAAAGACAUCGUAUACAUUCAGGUGGUAAUCAUGCUUUUGUUGGACCUGGAUCACCAAAACGUCCUGGAUUACAGAUAAGAAGGACAGCCAGUAGUGGAAGUGGAGAAGAAAGUCCUAAAUCAUUACACAUGUCAGCAAGAGAAUAUGUUGAAUCAUUACAUCAGAAUAAUAAAACUACCCUACUUUAUGGUAAAAAUAAUGUUCUGGUACAGCCAAAGGAAGAUGUUGCUGCCUUGGCUGGUUAUCUAUCAUUACAUCAGUGUACAGAUGGUUUAAUGAUAAUGUGGACACCUAAUCAGUUGAUGAAUGGUUGUUGCGAACAAGUUGAUGAAGACGCUGAUAGAAGAAAAUGCCGCUCGAAUGGUUUUAUGAAACAAUUUAAAACGGUUAUGUAUUGGGAGUAUGCAAUGACAGUAUUUCUAGAUGAAGUAGUUUAUAUUCACUGUCAUCAGCAGCCCGAUUGUGGAGGAACUGUUGUAUUAGUGGGACAAGAUGGCGUCCAGAGACCACCAAUUCAUUUCCCGAAGGGAGGACACCUUCUAGCGUUUCUUUCUGUUUUAGAGACAGCUCUUCUUCCACAUAACCAACUUGAUCCUCCUCUCUGGAAUCAGAGGGGAAAAGGUAAAGAAAUGGGCAAGUGUCAAAACGAUUCUUAA
This is a messenger RNA of Patella vulgata (common limpet), 1353 nucleotides long. RefSeq names its product small G protein signaling modulator 1. Gene Ontology annotation, molecular function: GTPase activator activity. The coding region runs from base 76 to 1353 and encodes 425 amino acids. Lineage: Eukaryota; Metazoa; Mollusca; Gastropoda; Patellidae. The record is from RefSeq and is a predicted model, not a curated record. The transcript has 11 exons.